GACGCCUCUCCAUUUCCCACCACAACCUCGCCUCCCCCAAGCCAAACCGAGAUUAGAGCCCUUUGUAUGUGCGCAGCGGCCAUGGCCGGUAACGGGAGCCCAGCGCCGAGCCUGGAAGAUCCGCUCGCCUCCUGCCCCGUGUGCAUGGAAUAUUUCAUAGAUGCCAGCUGCGGGCACAACAUCUGCCCGCGGGCCUGCAACCCAGACCCCCGGGAGGAGCCGGAGUGGAGCCCUUGCUGCCCUAGAUGCCAGAAGCCCGUCCUGCACGUGUCAUGCGCCACAUACUGGGAUAUGUCAAAAGAGUGGCUGGCCUGUCUGAUAAAAGAGAGAGAAGAAACCAAAGCUGAUGAGGAGAUGCAAAGUGAGAAGCUGCUGAAACAGACGGAAGCUGAGAAACAGAGGAUCCUCUGCGAAUGGAAGGAUCUACGUGGGUUUCUGGAGAAGCAGGAGCAGGUGCUGCUGUCCCAGCUAGAAAAGCUGGACAGAGCCAUUGUCAAGAGAAGGGACAAGAGCAUCUCUGAGCUGUCCCAGGAGAUUUCUCUGCUAAGUGAACUGCUCAAUCAGAGGGGAGGAGAGAAUGGGCAGGAGCCACUGAGCCAGUCCAUACAGGGUGUGGGCAGCUCUGAGAACAGCAGGGAGGACAGGACGCUGCAGAAGCCAGAGUCUGGGUUUGUGGAGCUGGAGAAGAGUCUUGGGGAUUUCUCUCAGAGAAGUGCCACCUUGCUGGAGCUGCUGCAGGGAUUCAAAGAGACUCUGCGACUGGAGCUGGACAGCAACAUAGGUUUUCUAAUUCCAAAACCUGAGAUGAUUGCUCAGGUGGAAUGGGGCAAAGAACCCUGGGUGCCAGAUCUCCAGUGCUCCAAGGAAAGAGAGAUCCUGAGAAACACCCGCACAGCAGGUGAUGGGAUGGUGAGUGGGAACGAGGAGGAGAAUCCACAGCAGGAAGGUCCCAAGCGAGUGGAACCUCAUGGGACAGUAUCAGGAAUAUCCAAAGCAAAUGUUUCCCAGAGUCCUGAUCUGGAAGAAGCCCAUGAGAGUCGGUGCAGGUCAGAAAGGCAGCAGGAAAACCACCAAGAGAAGUUGCAGGGUAAAUCCACUCACCGAGGGGAAGGCUUGGAGGAUCUCAAUGAAACGGUGAUCCAGCUGAAAAUUGGCACUAAAAAGAAACAGCAUGAAUGUGUUGAGUGCAGGAAAAAGUUUAAUCACAAAUCAAACCUUACUAGACAUCUGAAACUGCACACAGGAGAGAAACCAUUUAUGUGCAGUGACUGUGGGAAAACCUUCACUCGGAGGUCACACCUCAUUUCACACCAGACAACGCACUUGGGUCAGAAACCUUAUCCCUGCUGUGACUGUGGGGACAGAUUCACUCGGUGCUCAAACCUUAUUUCACAUCAGAGAAUCCACUUGGGAGAGAGACCCUAUAAAUGCCCCGACUGUGGGAAAAGCUUCAGUUCAAAAUCAAACCGCACUGUUCAUCAGAGAAUCCACACCGGAGUAAAACCUUAUAAGUGUGCUGAUUGUGGGGAAAGUUUCAUUCAGAGCUCACACCUGGUUGUUCAUCAGAGAACACACACAGGAGAGAGACCCUAUACAUGCCCCGAUUGUGGGAAAAGCUACAAGGCGAAGGUUGCUCUAAUUUCCCAUCAAAAAGUCCACGGAAGAUGGGAGCUCUCACUGUGGGGCAAUGGGUCUGUGCCCACCUGCAACAAACUAUAAUUUGUUUCAUUUGAGGGUGGAUCUGGAUGGGACAGUAGGUGGCUAGAUGGUUUGGUUACAGUGGAUGGUGGUGGAGGCCAGAAUAGGAGGCAAGUAUCAGAGGGGUAGUUGUGU
This is a messenger RNA of Mauremys reevesii (Reeves's turtle), 1833 nucleotides long. RefSeq names its product zinc finger protein with KRAB and SCAN domains 8-like. Gene Ontology annotation, molecular function: RNA polymerase II cis-regulatory region sequence-specific DNA binding; DNA-binding transcription factor activity, RNA polymerase II-specific. NCBI's taxonomy places the organism in Eukaryota, Metazoa, Chordata, Testudines, Geoemydidae. The record is from RefSeq and is a predicted model, not a curated record. Bases 67 to 1719 code for a protein of 550 amino acids. Gene Ontology annotation, biological process: regulation of transcription by RNA polymerase II. The transcript has 8 exons.